Molecule: messenger RNA, 6826 nt
Organism: Coturnix japonica (Japanese quail)
Lineage: Eukaryota; Metazoa; Chordata; Aves; Galliformes; Phasianidae
Gene: AGTR2
Product: angiotensin II receptor type 2
Biological process (GO): regulation of apoptotic process; blood vessel diameter maintenance; calcium-mediated signaling
Cellular component (GO): external side of plasma membrane; membrane
Molecular function (GO): C-C chemokine binding; C-C chemokine receptor activity; angiotensin type II receptor activity
Source: RefSeq, a predicted model, not a curated record
UCAGUGGGAGGUGGGCUCCGUGCUUGUUGUGGACAAGCACUGGUACCUGGAGCACAGCUCAGAUCCAUGCAGUGCUUGGGCAUGGAGCUCAGGCCAGGCAUGCUGUGCUGCUCACCCUGAGGUGCUGGGCUGUGAGUGCACGCACUGCUCCUGCUGGCACUGGGUGCAGCGUGUUUCCAAAGUCACUUAUGUGUUUGUUUUCUGUACUGCUUUUAGUAACUUGUAAAAUGCUUGGGGCCAAUACUUUGUUCGAGCACUGUCGUGUUGGAUAAGCUCAGUGUUAGUGCUGCUAUCAGCUGGACACACACUGCAGUGUGUGAGCAGGACUCGCUGCUUCAGGCAUCAGGUUUUAAUGGGGUCUGCUCACAGCCACAUCCUUAAAGGGAUGUGAGGGUCCCCCAGAAGUGCGCUGCAGAGUAGGGAUGUGGGUACCUCAAUCUUACAAUUAAUACCUAAAGAAACUCUUAAACAAACAGAAGUGGGAAGGAAGAAUGCAUAUAAAACUUUAUGGAGUGCGGAGGGAACCCAGCUGUAGGAGGAACAGUUUUGGGGUGUGUGUAUGUGUUUGCAGAAGGCUCAGUGUCCAGCACAGUGUAGCCACAUCACCCCCAAGCUGUGUGAAGGCACUGAGUCCCCAUCCUCUGCUGCUGCCCUGGGACCAUGGGGUUUUUGUAGGUUGUUUUUUGUGGGGGAGGGAUGGGGACAGUCAGGGAAUGCUGCUAUAAAUCAGCACUGAAGGGGUCAGAGCCUUUCUGACCCACACAGAGCGAGUUGGUGUGGGGAGUACAUUUAGGAGAGAUUUUUCUCUCUUACUUUCUCCAAAAGAAACAAAUGAAGCCCAUUAAUAUGUUCUGUUGCUGGAUCCCAUGUUGCCUGGAGAAUGUGGCAAGGUUUAACCUCAGGAGCUGGCUCUGACAGUCUGCUGGAGCCAUCUGAUACACUGCUUGCUUGGAAUAUUCCAGCCCUGACAACAGCACUGUCAUGCUAAAGACCAAGAUCCUGGAGCUGGGCUGCAUUAGUUCAUGUUUUUGAAGGGUUGAUCCAGAAGCUGUUACUCAAAUGGUGGACGCGAGUUUUGUGUGGCUGCUUUUUGUUUGCUUGCUUUUAAAGACUUCUAAUGGCCUCUUUUGGUGUAUAGACUUGAGAGUAGAAAGGGAAGCCUGAGUUUGCUCAGAAACAGCAGGAGGAAGAAACAAGUGGCAUGGAAAUAGAAGAGGCAGAAUUUUUGCACAUGAUUAAAUGAAGCUUUGUAACAGAACUUGGCAUCAGAUAAGGGAUCCCAUACAUGGAGCAAUGAUGUAUGGGGAGAAGAAGAGCAGGAUUUGGCAAAGGGCAGCCCAAGGUGGGACUCCCACUGUGCUGGCUGCAUCAGAUCCAGCUCUUUUCUACCAAGAGAUGUGGACCCAGAAUAUAUUUUUAAGCUGCUUUUGUGGUAAUGAUACAACAGGAAAGAGUGCCAGCAUUUGUGAGGAUCAGAAGUAUAUCUGGAAGGGAAAAUGUUAUAUUGAAAUCUAAACAAUCUGAGGUUGUUAUCUUUGCAAAAUAAACAUUCUCAUGCUUCCGACUUUAUUUUCCAUGCUUACAAAGUGCACUGUGGAUGCUGGAUGAAGGGCGGAGCAAGAGCUUUAAGCGGCCAUUUGCACACAGAACAACCAGCAGCAACUCCUAGCUGAGUGUGUGCUGUCACGUAUGGUUGGUAAAACACUUAAUGGAUUUGGGUAAAGGGGAGUGCUGACAGUUCACGUCACUCAUCCAAGAGCCAGUCGUCCUCCAGAGCUGUGGCAUGUAAGAGGAAGGCUGGCUGCAUUUUGUUUGCUUUGCAGCAGGGCAUGUAUCUUUUGCAUUUGCACAUCCAGCUGAUGUUUGGUUUGAAGAAAGGAUGGGGUUCUAAGGAUGUGUGUUUAAUGCCCCUUGAGCAGAGCUGCUGUCUCCCAGCAUUGGUUGUGGUACGUUUGAACAGAGUGCAAAUUAUUUUUGUCUUAAAGCUAAUUAGUUAAGUCUUUUAUGUUUUCAGCCCCUGAACUAUCAUGGAUAUUAUUGCUGCAAAGGCAAUCACUCGGCUUGCCCCCAGCCACCACCAUGGUUGAAUACCCCUACUAUAUGAGGGGCAUUUUGUGGCUGGCACGUGCAGCCUGACUGAGGAGCACAGUGCCCAUCUCAACAGUGGAUGUGCUGCUGCUGCUGAGAUCACACUCAGAGCACAAAAUGUUUAAGGCUGAUGGAUGAUUUCUUUGCCUCAGUGUUUAUUCUCCUUCAGCCCUCUUGGACAAAGCAGGAACUUCUUGUAGAGGGAGCCUGGGGUCAGGCAGAGCAUGAGAGGUGAGGAGGAAGCAGAUGGAUAAACUCAGAUUUGCGUGGAUGGGAAGUCAGCAUGACUUCUCAGUCUUGCUGAUGUGCUGCCAUUGAUCACGCACUCCCCUAUGGCAGCCUCAGAUCCAAACUUUUCUGUGCCACAUGGAUUUUUCCUGCUGCCCUCCUCCCUCUGAGCAUUGUGUGUUAUCAUCUCAAGGGCUUGGGCAGCAUCUUUCCCUUGCCACUAAUAGUAAGACAGGCUCAGAGAUGCUGGUGUGGAUACUGUGAUGUUGCUCUGCUUUCUGCCUCUGUACAGCCACAUUCCAGACAGGUCUGCCAGCACUAACAGCCUAUUAAUCUCUCAAGUACGAAAGCAAGUACUGGGACUCCAUACAGUGUGUGGGAAUCCCCCUGCCUGCUGAAAAGCACAGAUCCUUGCAUUCAGGCUUGUAUGUGUUUCAUGUACAACGAGGGGUGGAGGUGGGGCAGAAGGGAGCUGUGUCUGGCUGCAUUCUCCUGGCCCAAGUGCUGCUGGAGAAACCUGCGGUGAUAUUUAUGUGCAUUUCCUUUUGCGUCCUUGCUUGCUUUUUUUUUUUUCCUCCUGGUUGUCUUGUUCCUCUCUCCUGAUUUACUGCAUUUGCUCACGUGGCUUUGGAAAGGGGGGUUCUGAAGGCUUUCUGCUUCCAAAAGGAAAAGGAGCUGGCAGGCAUUCAUAUUUCGCUUCUCGAGUUAUUUAGGGUAAAGCCUCCCAGUGGGAAAAGGGGAGAUAUAAGAGAGCAGAGAGCUGGAGGUGAUACUUGCCAGAAGGAGAACAGCAAAGAGGAGCGUGUAACUCUGAAGCUUCAUCCAGACCGAAGUGGGGUUUCAGAGGUGAGCCAUGUGAUAGCAAGGUGCUGAUAGUACAUGAAUCUCCUACAGAACCUCCCUUUCUCCCAGAACCAACAUGCAGGACAACUACUCCAUGGUCAUCACCACCAGGGAAACUCUGCAGAUCCUCCAUACAGCACAAGCAAACUCAUCGGCUGCCUCGCACUCAUCGCUUCCCUGCCCAUUGACCUCUUCCAAUUACCAGUUUGCAUUAAUUCCAGCGUUCUUCUCGGUGGUUUUUGCUCUGGGUUUGGUUGGCAAUAGCGUGGUGGUUGUGGUGCUCUGUCAUCGCAGUAGCCCCAAAACUGUUGCUAAUAUCUACAUUUUCAACUUGGCUAUGGCAGAUCUGCUGUGUCUCGCCACACUCCCCUUUUGGGCUACCUAUUACGCACAGGGGUACAACUGGAUCUUUGGAUCUCUCAUGUGCAAAAUCUCCAGUUCCGUCUUGUGCCUGAACAUGUUUGCAAGCAUAUUUUUCAUUACAUGCAUGAGCGUGGACCGGUACCAUGCCAUUGUCCAUCCCAUCCGCUCCCAAAGAAGAACUCCGCAUCAGGCGUAUUUUAUAGCAUUGGUUGUGUGGGGCCUUGCCUGUCUGUCCUCCCUCCCAACUUUUUAUUUCCGGGACACACACUACAUUAGCAGCAUGGAGGUGAAAGCUUGCAUUAUGGCAUUUCCUCCUGAGAGCUACGCGGAGUGGUCUGUGGGAACAGCCUUCCUGAAAAAUGCGCUUGGCUUCUUCAUGCCCUUGACGGUGAUCACCACGUGCUACGUCUGCAUCAGGAGGCACUUGAUAAAAGCACAGGAAUUUGGCAAGAACAAACAGAAGAGAGACAAAGUCCUAAAGCUGGUGGCUGCUGUUGUUGUGGCCUUCUUAAUUUGCUGGCUUCCAUUCCACGUUUUGACUUUUUUGGAUGCCCUGGCUCAUAUGAAUGUCAUUGAUGACUGUGAUGUGACAGGGAUCAUCGACACGGCGCUGCCAUUUGGUAUCUGCAUGGCUUUUGCUAACAGCUGCAUCAACCCAUUGGUGUACUGCUUUAUUGGGAACCAGUUCCAGGAGAAGCUCCAUCGCUUGUUUAAGCGUCGAGUUUUUUACCAGUUCAACAGCCAACGAGAGAGCUCUUCUUUGAGGAAAGGGAGCUGCUUCCGAGACACCGAGACAGCAGUGGGCAGGGAGAGGGAGCCCGAGUCCUGGCUGUAGGCACUGUGACAUGGGGCUGUGUUGGUGCAGCUUCUGCUGUGGGGAUGCUCCUCUCUCCUGUUCUGUUCAUUCUGCCAUCAUUCAGUCAUUGUCUAUUUGAAGGGGAGUCUUUUUCUCAUCCACGUUUCUAUUCUUCCUUCUUUUCUGCAAUGAGCGCUCAAGUUUUACACAGAGGGGAGAUUCUGGCUGGGAAACUCGAUGGCAUUUAAAGUACCAGUUUAUAUGUGGCUGAGAUCGAGCAAACGCUUCAUACAGCACAAAAAGCAAAACAGACCAAAGAAACCUCGCACUGUAGCUACAACUGCAUGGUACUGAGUAGCAGACCUGGCUAAGCUGAUUUUCUUAAAGAGAUUCUCAUUUGAGAGUGUGUAAAUAAAGCAAUGAAGAUACUUUUGUACCUUUAUGUAAGAAAACAUUAGACUUUUAUUGUAUACAUACGUAUUGUUAUAGAUAAUGUAUGUUAAAUGUAACAGGCUUUCUGCUCCUGCCCAGUAUCCUGAGAACACAUGGAGACACAGAUCUACAGAUUGCUUGAGGUAGGAAAGCAUUCCUAGGAGAAGUACUACCACAUGCACGUUUUUAUGGCUUUCUCAUAGCAGGUUUACAGACAGAUGGUCCUUAGCUCUGCUCCAUUGUACUCAUUUGUGAUGGUAACAGCCUGGGAACUGGAGCUACGUGUGUGGAGCUACGUGCGUAAGUGCCACACACUGCCCAGCAGAUGCAAGGACUUUCUGAUCCUUUGGACUUCUGCAUUUCAGACGUCAACUACUACUGUAAUUUUUAGGUACUGUAAGCAAAAUGUCUGUGACUAUAUCUUAAUACCCGUAGACAAGACCGUGGUGGGACUUCUAAUUCUUAUCCGCAUCUCAGUGCAGGUAUUUGUAAAUAAGAGCAAGGAGAAAAAGAGAGUAUUUGGCAAAUAGGGAUUUUAUUUGGAGGUUGUGUUUGGUUAUUCAAACUUGCUUAUGUAAGGUACUGAUCCUAAGCACCAAUCUGGAUCCUUCUGAAAGGAUCAUGUUUGAUAGGCUCGUUAGAAAAGAAGGAUCUGAUGGCACCAUGAUGGCUUUCCAGCAGGCUGUUCCCAGGCUGAAUGACCCGCAGUGACCAAAAGAUUGCUGGCUUCAGAGAAAUCUGUCCAGCAAGUUACUCUUGAAGCUCAUCUAAGCACUUCUGGGUCCAGAGGUCAGGAAUUAAACAUGCUGGCGGGGUAACUAAGAUUCUGGCCUCUCUGAAAACACAAAGCUGGCUGUUGCCUGGAAGCCAUGGGAACGUGGUGCAAGAGCCAUUCAUUGCUGUUAGGAUGAGGGUCAGUUUCUUCACCGGUGCUCAUGAGAAUGGGACUUUGUGCUGGUGGUGCUGCCCUGCUGUGGUGUUCUGGUGCUGGGGGACGUGCUUGGAGAGGUGCUGGUCCCAGAAGACGGAAGAGGAGCUGCUGAGUUUCCCCUGGAAUGUUCUAGUUGAAAAUGUUCCAAUGAGUUCGUGGCAUCUGCAGCCUCGGAUGUUUCUGGAAGGACAAUGUGUUAAUUGCUCAACAGUCAGCAAAACAACGCAGUCCUGCUACAAAGAAACAAAUCAUUACAUAAAGGAAAUCACCAGGUGUUCAAAGCGUCCGGCUCAGAGCAGUAAUAAGAGGUUAUGGAGCCUCAUUACCUUUGCUGUGUUACGGAUGAGGUCAGUAAUGAGCACAGCUGUGCCACUAAUUGGUGAUCUCUGUAGUCACAAAACAAAACUAACUGCAGUAGUUGACCCCAGUGCUGCCUACCUGCUACCAGGCUAAGGCACGGGGUUAGUAUGUCCCUUUGGACCUGCUCUAAAAGAAUGGCUUUGAAUAGGUCUCGUGCCUUCUGCCUGAUGCACAGGUAGAAAAGUAUGAGAGGAAUCUGAGGUCUUGGCUGUGGUAGCAUUCAUGCCUGCGAGGGGCUGGGAAAGCUUUCCGGAUGAGAGAUCAGCAAAGCAGAAUCUCCCAUUGCUGCAGGCAGAGAUUAGCGAGUGCUUCCUGGGGCUGAGGCGGUGCGGUCAUUGCUAUCUGCUCGGGAAUGAAAUGGAAACGAGAAAGGUUAGGUGGGAGGUGAGGCUGAGAGGGGAGGAAAAUCACUUCUUCCACAAACCCCUACCCAGAAGGUCACCUUCUGUAAGAGUGACAGAGCAGGAGACCUCACUAGCUCGGUGGUGGUAUUUAUUACUUGCCAGAUAUCCCGUGUGUCUCAAACAGGUGGCGAGUUUGAGCACCUUGCUAAAACAAAUAGCACCAAAUGUCUGUCUGCAGAGGAACCCGAGCUGGGAGCAGGGAGGUGCUGUGUCAGAGCACUGCUUUGUUUGCACAGCUACCCGAAUAUGGAGAGCUCUGUGCCUUUCUUACGCUUCAGUUUCUGAUGGCAUUUUUCAGACUUUUUUUCCGUAGCUCCGGUGUGUUGUGUUCAUUUGUUUCAUGUUACUUUAUUUUUCUGAAGAAGAAUGUAGACAAAAAUA